AUGUUGAAAUCUCAACGACUUUUGUUAGAAAUCUCAGAAAAUAUACAACAACAACGAAUCAGCGUAGAAAAUGAUUCAUAUCUUAUGUUUUCAAUAAGAGAUGGACAUUAUGGUAAUCGAUUUGAUGAAGAUAGUCUUAUGAUCCAGUUGUAUUUGGAUGAUAUUGGUCUAACUAAUCCACUUGGUGCAAAACGUGAUAAACAUAAAAUGACUAUGGUAUAUUUUUCUCUGGAGGAUGUUCCAGACAAAUAUCGAUCGAAACUUGAUUUCAUUCAAUUAGUUGCUGUUUGUGAGAGCAAACAUCUCAAAAAUGAUGUCAAAGCUCAGCGUUUCUUCGCGCCGAUAAUUGAAAAUUUAAACAAGUUGCAAUUGCAUGGUAUUUCAAUUCACGGCGUUCAUCUUACGUUUUCUUUUUCUACCGUUGUUGCUGACAAUCUAGCAUCCCAUUUUGUAGGUGGUUUUCAGUCUUGUUUCAAUGGUGGCCAUUUUUGCAGAAGAUGUUAUAUUACAUAUUCAGAGAAGAAUUUAAUGAUUUCAUUAUCAAAAAUUCAAACUCGGUUAAUCAUUGAUCACGAUGAUCUUGUUGAUAAGAUCAUCAAUGAUCCUAAUAGAGUCCCUUUGAAGGCUGUUAUUGGACCAAGUCCUUUACGAGAGCUGAUUGGUUUUCAUCCGACAACAUCAUUACCUCGAGAUCUCAUGCAUGAUUUAAUUGAAGGAAUAUGCUCAAUGAUUAUAAUUUCUUUACUCAAGCAAGCGUCUGCAUUACGAAUUAUAACAUACAUUCGUAUGCAAGAACGUAUGGAACAAUUUCAAUAUGGAAAAUUUGAUUCCAGUAAUCAACCGCCUCCACUGCUAGUAAAACACCUUCAAAACAAUCAUAUGGUUGCCACAGCGGCACAAAAAUUAUGUUUUUUCAAGCGUUUCCCUAUCAUUUUUAAUGAUGUAGUUUAUCUUUUACCUUCAUUUAUAGUGUACAAAGUAUUACGAGAAAUACUUGACCUUAUAUUGUCAUAUCCAUUUCGGAAAAAAUGGCUACAUGUACUUGGUGAAUUAUGUGAUACUUUCCACGAAACAAUGCUAAGUCAUUUUCCGGAUAAAAUAACGCCAAAGGCGCAUUUUAUUCGAGAAUACAAAUACAUAAUCAAUGAUUUUGGUCCAGCAGUUAAACAAUGGUGUUUUAGAUAUGAAGCUAACCAUUCCUAUUUCAAGAAAAUCACAGCUCGAACGAAUAAUUUCAAAAACAUUCCGAAGAUGCUUGUCACACGUUAUCAUUUAAAACAAUGUUUGACAUUCGGUCAUUUAUCUCAAUUACAAUCAUCUCAAUAUUCUGUAGGAAUGAAAAAAGUUCAAAGUACUUGUUUUAAUUUACCAAUGAAAGAUAUUUUAUUGAAACAUUUCGAUCAUAUUGAUUUUGAUAAAGAUCUAUAUCAAUCUAAUACAUUAAUUUAUGACAAUGUUGAAUACCGUCGAUGUGGAGUGAAUAUUAUAGAUUUGAAACCAUCUCAUGCGCAACCAAUAUUUGCUCAAAUUAUUAUGAUUUUAAAAAAGAAUGAAAAAUGGUGGUUAUUAGUAGAUAUUCUUGAUACCAUUUGUUAUGAUGAAAAAUUAUUUGCAUGGCAAAUACAAUCUACAGCUCGAUAUUCUUUGAUUGAUCCAAAUGCUUUAGUAUAUUAUCACAAAGAAUUGGAUAUUUAUAUGGUGAAAAAUUUGAGUUUUGCUUCAUUUACAUCACAGCAUGAUGUGGAUGGCCCAAUGCUCAAGAUGUUGAAUAAUGUUGAACGAAUAUCACAGUUAAUUCCGAAAUUGAAACAGCAGUUACGUUUUUUAGAAGAACGUGAAAAAUUAUUACGAGGAAUUGAAAAUGGUUCAAUUUCAUGUGAUAGUUCUUUAUCUAAUACAUCUACCAUACCUAAAACACCAAUUAUUACUGUACCAAAUGCUCAAACAUCACCUACUGUUUCAGUUAAUUCACAAUCACUAUCUUCAAUUUAUUUGUCAAAUACAAAGAUUUCAUCAACUAUGUCUAUGAAUAAUUUAACAACUGAUCAAAUUAUUACCGCUACAGAUAUACCUUCAUCUUUUCCAGAUAUAUAUGAAGUACCAAUAUUACCAAAUGCUUUAUUGAAAGAUAUUGAAGCUGGAAAUCUCAAAAGUUUUGGUCCACAUUACCAAGGUCGACAAAUACUAAUCGAUGCAGUAGUUCAUGAUCUGGUUGAAAAUUAUAAUUUACUCUAUUUAUCAAAAACACAAUAUAAUACCGUUGGCUCUGCUAUUGUGCGAUGUUUGAGAUUACCCUCAACACCAGAAAAUCUAGCAAUUUGGAAAGACGCAUUACAAACUAAAUUAAAACGAACACGUGUUGAUCAUCCAAAUAGCAGUCUUGUUCAAGUAUUUCGCUCAAAAUAUUCAAAUUUGGGAUCUGGACGUCCAGUCAAACAAAAAAUUGGUACAGUUGUUGAACGUGAUAGAAAUAAGCAGAUGGUAAUAAUGCCUUAUAGCGAGGAGUUGUCUGAUGAAAUUCAAUCCAAAGUGGUACAGCUACAAAAUUUUUCUCAAUUUGAUGUUAGCACUCAAUUACGGUUAUGGAAAGAAACAUUUAUCUUUCGUCGACAAGUCGUACGAGAUCAAUCAACCAGUGAUAUUAUGAAGAAUUUUCUUGCCUGUAGUAAUGCUUUCCUGCUCUUCGAAGAAGUAAAAAUGCUGACGAACAUUGACUUUAGUAAAGAAGUUCGACAACAAGUUCCUAUUUUACUAGAUAAAUUAGUUGAAACUCCUGCAUUCAUUGCCGAGCAGAACCACUCGAUUUUAUAUUGUGUAUUACACGGUUGUAAACAAUUUAUCUCUAAUUCAAUUCGAGUAUUGAUAAAAGAGAAGAAUAUUGAUAUUCACCGUGAACAUCUUCAACUGCCAUCUAUCUCGUCCUAUUCUGUCUCAAACGAUACAACAACACUUACUAAUGAAUCUCAAAGUCAAUCACAAAUUGUUACAAAUUUAUUGGAUCAUUCUAUUGGUAAACAGAAUUCUUUUAUUGUUAAUCAAAUAACAACACCAACUACUUCGACAGAUAGUUCUCAUUUAAGUGUAGGUGUAGCUUUUGAUACAAAUGAAUGCAACGGAAACAACGAGAACGUGUCACCAUCUGAUUGUAAUUCUCAACUUCAAACAAGAAAGAAACGAAAACGUAAACAAAAUUUAAAUGAAGAAGAACAGGAUGAUACAUCCAUGAAAAAUGCUCCACAAGAAAAUGUUGAAUAUUCUCUAAGUCGUCUUCCACUUGCUAGUAUGACAAAUUCAACGGUUGCAAUACGACAGACAAAACGCAAACGACGGACUUGA
Rotaria socialis is the source of this 3336-nucleotide messenger RNA. Lineage: Eukaryota; Metazoa; Rotifera; Eurotatoria; Philodinida; Philodinidae. The record is from the annotation of a GenBank genome assembly.